AUGACUCUGGUUGCUCGAGAGAAAGCGAAUACAGUCAAAUCUACGACAGUAAAUAAGGAUAUGUCAUAUAUGUGGCAUCUUCGUCUGGGUCAUAUUGGGCAUGACGGGUUGAGCGCAAUCAUCAAGAAGAACCUCGCCACUGGUAUCGAUAUUGCGUCUGUAAACAAGUGGGAAAUUUGGGAUGGAUGUGCGCUAGGCAAGCAGACUCGUGUACAAUUUCAAUCAAGGUCAACGGAUCGGGCAAGCAAGCUUUUGGAAGUUAUACACAGCGUUGUGUGCGGUUCUAUGAAGCCUUCAACGUUUAGUGGCAAGCGUUAUUUUGUGACUUUCAUCGACGACAAUUCCAGAUAUUGCGUCGUGUAUCUGAUCAAGAAUAAGUCAGAAGUGGUGGACAAGAUUGCAGAUUUCGUUGCAUUCGCAGAUAAGCAGACCAGCAAACGCGUAAAGUCACUUCGCAGUGACAAUGGUGAUGAGUAUACAUCAGCAACAAUGGCCAAGUUUUGCUUGUAUAAAGGAAUUGUGCUCAAGUAUACGCGACCAUACACACCACAGCUCAACGGGGUUGCGGAGCGUAUGAAUCGGACGCUUGUGGAGUGCGCACGUUGCAUGUUGGAGCACGCUGGGCUUUCUAAACACUACUGGGGAGAAGCAGUAAUGACAGCAAUGUUUCUCCAAAAUCGCCUAAAAGUAUUUGGCUGCCACGCGUUUGUACACAUUCCAAAAGAGAAACGCUCGAAGGUGGAUGCGAAAGCCGUGCUGUGCCGAUUUUCGGGCUAUUCAGAGCACCAGAAAACGUAUCGGUUAGAGGAAAGAUCAACUGGUAAAAUCAUCAUGAGUCGUGCCGCACAGUUUAAAGAAGGCACCUUUGACGAUGAGAACAAGAGCUACAACAAAAUUGUCACGAGUCAAGAUGAUGACAAAGAUGAUGACGAAGAAAUUUUGACAGACAAUGACAUGGAUUCGGAAGCAGAGCAGACUGACGACCAAAACAUUGAUACGAACUUUGAGCUGGGAAGCAAACGACAUACCC
This is a messenger RNA of Plasmopara halstedii, 1030 nucleotides long. RefSeq names its product retrovirus-related pol polyprotein from transposon tnt 1-94. The record is from RefSeq and is a predicted model, not a curated record. Gene Ontology annotation, molecular function: nucleic acid binding. Gene Ontology annotation, biological process: DNA integration. The annotation marks the transcript as partial. NCBI's taxonomy places the organism in Eukaryota, Oomycota, Peronosporomycetes, Peronosporales, Peronosporaceae. The transcript is spliced from 2 exons.